ACUCGAAUUAUCUCCGCAACACUUUCCCCACUCGGCGAAGUCAAUCUCCAACCCCCGGACUCGUCACCCUCCUAUCUCGCAUGUAUCCACCCUCCGCCGUCCCCAAAUCGGAAUCAAUCCCGGCGAAACCCUAGAAAUCCUCCGCCAUGAAGGCCGCCAACCCGAAUCCCAGGCACAAGCCGAUGCCUCCGCCCGCCGUGCCAGCUGCUGCUGCGGCGGCGGCGCACAACCCGCAGGCCGCCUCCUCCAGGGCGUCCUCCUCAUCCUCGUCUGCUGCCGAUGCCAACCCCAACAGGCGCACUCACCCCGGCAACGCCGCCUCCACCGCCAGUGGCGCCGCAUCCGCGCCCCCGGACCCCGCCCCGAGCCUCAACGGGGAGGCCGGCCGAUCCCCUCUGCUCCCCGCGCCGCACCCUCCUCCUACCCUGGGCGCGUCGCCGCUGCUGCCGCCGCCGCCCCCCGUGCCCCUGCCCCCGUCGCGGCCGCUGCUCACCGUGGCGGCGGUGGAGGCCGUGAUGGACGCCAUCCCGCCGCCGCCGCGGUACGGGCUGGAGGACCUCGACCGCCGCACCGUCGCGCUCUCCGACGGCACUGUGCGCACCUACUUCGCGCUCCCGCUCGAGCCGCCGCCGCAGCUCCGCCAGCCGCCGCCGCCGAUACCGGCGCACCUCUUGGCCCCCCCGCCGCCGCCGCCGCCGGCCCUGCUGCGCCCGCCCCUCGAGCGGUGGGCUCCGCCGCCCAUGCCCAUGCCCGCGCUCUUGCCCACUGCUGGGCUGCUUCCCAUGCCGGUCCCGAAGCGGAAAUGGGAGGAUCAGGCCAAUGGUGGUGUGCCUGGGCAAUCCUCCGGACGCCAACAGCAGCAUAAGGCUGAUGCGCGUGCUGCGAAGCAGGUGAAGGUGGAGGAGACGGGGGUGGACCCCAAGGCGCUGAAGAGCUCCUUUCUUAAGAUGGUGAAGCUGAUGAAUGAGAGUGAAAUAGCUAAGAAGAAUUACCGGGCUGAUGGGAAGCUUUGCCAGCUGAAGUGCCCUGUCUGUCAAAGGGAUUCUAUAGAUUUGCAUGCGCUCCUCAAUCAUGCAUACCAUGCAAAGAAUGCGGAGCAUCGUGCAGAUCACCUAGGAUUUCACAAAGCAUUAUGUGUUCUUAUGGGUUGGAAUUACUCGGUAGCCCCUGUUCACAAAACCGCUUACCAAGCAUUAUCUACUGCUGAUGCUGAAGCCAAUCAAGGAGAUCUUAUCUUGUGGCCUCCAACAGUCAUUAUCGAGAACGCAUACAAGUCAACGAACGACGGACAAAAGGAUGUCAUGAGUAAUAAAGAUAUGGAGAGCAAGCUGAGAGAGAUGGGCUUUGCCGGUGUAGAUGUGCAGCCACUGCCUGGGAAGAACGGGCAGAGGUCCAUGCAUGCGAAGUUUCCAGCCAGCCUCGACGGUCUCAACAAGGCGUCACAGCUUGUUGAGUUAUUUGAGUGCCAAGGCCACGGGCGGGCAGCUUGGGCUCGCAUCCGGAGCAUCGCUGUUGAUGGGGCCAACCACCCCUUGGUGGUGAAGGUGGAUGGCAAGGGGGAGCGGACUUGGGUCCUCUAUGGCUACUUGGCCACGGCAUGGGACCUGGACAUGCUUGACCCCGAGUCGAAGCAGAAUGUGACUGUAAAGAGCAGAAAGGAGCUCGAUUUAGACUAGGAGGACCUAACACUGGUAGAGUUGUGUAUGUUACAGAUAAACUGUUAAUCCAUAGAGCGUAAUUCGAUGUUUUUUCGUGUUUUAUCUGACUAGGAUGCCCGGUUCAACUUUGAGAAAUUCUUUGUUGAGUAAUCAGCUUCGGUUGAUAUGGAAUGCAAAUAAUGGUUCUGUUCCAUGUAAAUUUUGAUCUUUGGGUUG
Setaria italica (foxtail millet) is the source of this 1874-nucleotide messenger RNA. Its product is annotated as proline-rich receptor-like protein kinase PERK2. Lineage: Eukaryota; Viridiplantae; Streptophyta; Magnoliopsida; Poales; Poaceae. The transcript has 3 exons. The record is from RefSeq and is a predicted model, not a curated record. Gene Ontology annotation, biological process: regulatory ncRNA-mediated gene silencing. Bases 147 to 1676 code for a protein of 509 amino acids.